This is a messenger RNA of Oncorhynchus masou masou (cherry salmon), 1428 nucleotides long. RefSeq names its product keratin-associated protein 10-6-like. The transcript is spliced from 2 exons. NCBI's taxonomy places the organism in Eukaryota, Metazoa, Chordata, Actinopteri, Salmoniformes, Salmonidae. Bases 1 to 1428 code for a protein of 475 amino acids. The record is from RefSeq and is a predicted model, not a curated record.
AUGGACACCUACCACGCUGCGUAUUGGUCCGAUCCUUGUUUCCCCUCUUCAGAGGACGAGGAGGACAUCUCCCGUGACAGCUGGAUAUCAGUGGAGGCUCCUCAGAGGAGGAAGGGGAGGACCAUCCAGCUCUUGGAGCCUGUGUGUCAGAAUGGCUCAGUGGAGUCUGUGUGUCAGAAUGGCUCAGUGGAGUCUGUGUGUCAGAAUGGCUCAGUGGAGUCUGUGUGUCAGAAUGGCUCAGUGGAGCCUGUGUGUCAGAAUGGCUCAGUGGAGCCUGUGUGCCAGAAUGGCUCAGUGGAGUCUGUGUGUCAGAAUGGCUCAGUGGAGUCUGUGUGUCAGAAUGGCUCAGUGGAGUCUGUGUGUCAGAAUGGCUCAGUGGAGUCUGUGUGUCAGAAUGGCUCAGUGGAGUCUGUGUGUCAGAAUGACUCAGUGGAGUCUGUGUGUCAGAAUGGCUCAGUGGAGUCUGUGUGUCAGAAUGGCUCAGUGGAGUCUGUGUGUCAGAAUGGCUCAGUGGAGUCUGUGUGUCAGAAUGGCUCAGUGGAGUCUGUGUGUCAGAAUGGCUCAGUGGAGUCUGUGUGUCAGAAUGGCUCAGUGGAGUCUGUGUGUCAGAAUGGCUCAGUGGAGUCUGUGUGUCAGAAUGGCUCAGUGGAGUCUGUGUGUCAGAAUGGCUCAGUGGAGUCUAUGAGUCAGAAUGGCUCAGUGGAGCCUGUGUGUCAGAAUGGCUCAGUGGAGUCUGUGUGUCAGAAUGGCUCAGUGGAGUCUGUGUGUCAGAAUGGCUCAGUGGAGUCUGUGUGUCAGAAUGGCUCAGUGGAGUCUGUGUGUCAGAAUGGCUCAGUGGAGCCUGUGUGUCAGAAUGGCUCAGUGGAGUCUGUGUGUCAGAAUGGCUCAGUGGAGUCUGUGUGUCAGAAUGACUCAGUGGAGUCUGUGUGUCAGAAUGGCUCAGUGGAGUCUGUGUGUCAGAAUGGCUCAGUGGAGUCUGUGUGUCAGAAUGGCUCAGUGGAGUCUGUGUGUCAGAAUGGCUCAGUGGAGUCUGUGUGUCAGAAUGGCUCAGUGGAGUCUGUGUGUCAGAAUGGCUCAGUGGAGUCUGUGUGUCAGAAUGGCUCAGUGGAGUCUGUGUGUCAGAAUGGCUCAGUGGAGUCUGUGUGUCAGAAUGGCUCAGUGGAGUCUGUGUGUCAGAAUGGCUCAGUGGAGUCUGUGUGUCAGAAUGGCUCAGUGGAGUCUGUGUGUCAGAAUGGCUCAGUGGAGUCUGUGUGUCAGAAUGGCUCAGUGGAGUCUGUGUGUCAGAAUGGCUCAGUGGAGUCUGUGUGUCAGAAUGGCUCAGUGGAGUCUGUGUGUCAGAAUGGCUCAGUGGAGCCUGUGUGUCAGAAUGGCUCAGUGGAGUCUGUGUGUCAGAAUGGCUCAGUGGAGCCUGUGUGUCAGAAUGGCUAA